Molecule: messenger RNA, 8388 nt
Organism: Hippocampus zosterae (dwarf seahorse)
Lineage: Eukaryota; Metazoa; Chordata; Actinopteri; Syngnathiformes; Syngnathidae
Gene: mgaa
Product: MAX dimerization protein MGA a
Exons: 23
Coding region: 1039-8250 (2403 amino acids)
Biological process (GO): regulation of transcription by RNA polymerase II; positive regulation of DNA-templated transcription; cell fate specification
Cellular component (GO): nucleus
Molecular function (GO): protein dimerization activity; DNA-binding transcription factor activity, RNA polymerase II-specific; RNA polymerase II cis-regulatory region sequence-specific DNA binding
Source: RefSeq, a predicted model, not a curated record
AUGGAUGGCGGGGAGGUGUGGCCUAUGAAUCUUAAAACUAUAUUAUUAUAUUGAGUAUUUACAAUGGCAGGCAUGUUGUUGGUUUACACAAUACAGUCCAGAUUGAAUUGUAACUUUUGACAUCGACAGAUAUGUCGACAAACGUUCUCAAAAUUACAGUAAUCCAGUUUAGCUUUACAGAAAGACGGUGCAACCCAUGCAGAAAAACAGUUUAAACUGAAACUUGUUUGAAAUCGCCCCACUGAAAGUACGUAAUUAAUUCGCUCCGCUACCGUACCCUUGGACGAAAAAAAAUAGUGCCGCCAUUUUGUGUCGGGUUACGCCUGUUACUCAAAUUCGGCGUCGUUAGCCCAGUACUGUCGUACCUACGCAGUCGUAGUUGUAAUACUACACGUCGUCGCAGUUGACCACACACCGCUACGCGCGUCGUUGCGCCAUCUGAAACCCGUCGUUAUGUUACAGUACCACGACUCCGAUGAGUCGUUGUUGUGUUACGACACGUCGUAGUUGAGUUACUCCAGACUAGUACACGUCCCACUUGGGGGGGUCCUACGUUGUUGUUGGGGCUCUCGCCGCAGCGCAAACCCUACCGAAUUUGUUUCGGGGCCAACGCGGUGCCGUCGGCUGUCGGACGGCAACGCUGGGGACGGUGAUGACGGUCCCGGUGGAACGACGACGUCGUACCUAAGACGGAGAGGAUGCUGGUGGCCGCCGCACGGUGUCAAAAUGGCGGCCGGGGAGAGAGAGAGCGCAAAAAAAAAGCGUCGUGACGUAACGAGUACACGUACGGACCGACCGAGUGACUGACUGACCGACCUACAGACGGCAGCACGCUGCUAGCCUAGCCGCGGUCGGGGGAAGCAAGGAAGCAAGAUGAUGAUGAGACGCGAACAGAGGAGAAACGGCCAUCAAAUGGAUUGAGAUCACGAUGUCCGCGCGGUAGAAGCUUUUAACCGUGUGGAAGGAUGUUUUUGCGCCCGCUGGUAAAACAUCCGAAAUGCUAAAUGGUGCCAUCCCUUAGAUGCGUGGGAUGUGUCCAUGGCCUCUAAGGCGCAACAGGAAGUGAUGGUGUUUGACGACGGCCGGGCGGCCAGCCCCGCAGCUGCGCCCGAUGCCGAUUAUCUGCCUGGUCACUUUGGUCACGCGGGCCGGGGCCUGCAAGGCUCAAAUGCUUCCAAAGAGGCCGCCAUGACGGGCGAAGUUGACAUGCAGUCGGGACCGCCCUGCAGCAAGCACGCUCCCGGCAAGCCUCCCAGAGGGGAUAUCCUGACACCUGAGAGUACUUGCAGAGGCAUCCAAGUAACUCUGGACAACAACAACAUGUGGAACGAAUUCUUCAGGUGUAAAACGGAGAUGAUACUGACCAAGCAAGGCAGCCGGAUGUUUCCGUAUUGUCGCUUCCGCAUCUCUGGUUUGCAGCCAUCCGAGAAGUACGUUUUAAUGAUGGAUAUUCAGCUGGUCGACCAGAGUCGCUACACGUGGACCGGCAGCAGCUGGCAGAUGGCCGGGAAGGCGGAACACCACGUGGCAAAUUCUCCAUUCACGCACCCCGAAUCGCCCGCCACAGGUCACCACUGGAUGCGGAAUCCCGUUUCGUUUUACAAGCUGAAGCUCACCGGCAACGCGGCCGACCAGGAGGGCAAUGUCGUACUGCGCCCGAUGCAUCGCUAUAUUCCGCGUUUUCACGUGGUCCGGACGGACAAAGCCGCUAAAGACAUUGAGCUGAACGCCUCAAACGUGGCCACGUUCGCAUUUCAACAGACUGAGUUCAUGGCUGUUACUGCCUACCAAAACUGCCGGUUUGCUCAGCUGAAAGUGGACUGCAACCCGUUUGCCAAGGGACUCAGGGAGGACGGUGUCGGUUCACGAGGCCUGAAGCUCAAAUCCAACCAGGACGGAGCUGCGGCAACCGGUCCGCAGCAAGCGCCAAAGAAAAGCUUGAAGUCUCUGCUUGCAAAUCACAAAGCUCCUACUUGUCUGGAUACUAAAUCUUCGGGGGUGACUUGCAUCCAAGAAACGUCCUCUGGAUCAGCACCCAGAGUUGUGAAGAACAGCACCUGCAACUCGCAGCCGGCAGAGCAAUUAAUCGGGGACCUCAUUCGAGAGGCGCACAUUUCCUUAACGAGAUGCAGCGUGGACUCUUGCGGCGCCUCCAAAAGACUGACGGAAACCGACACUCCAACGACCGCAGGGAAAGCCGCAAGCCAAGAUGCUCACAAAGCAGACGAGAAGUCUCCCAAGUCCUCUAGGGAGCUUCCACCGGCGGGAACGAGCGAGGCUGCGCAAGGAGCGCUUGUUUCUGAGCCGAAAUGUCAGUCCGAGGUCCAGCAAACGCCGAGCGUUAAACGGCCCCUUCCUCUGCCGGCCUUGGCUCUGUUCUUGAAAAAGCAUUCCACUAAGACCAAGACGGCCAAGAGCAAAUUGGAAUCUUGCGCCACCACGCAGGUUUCCGCAGAGGUUCAAACCGCAACGAGGACCGCUUUGGAUAUUCAGACCAUCAACGCGUCGUCUGGUUCGAAACCUGAAAACCGGGAUCCUACCCCGAGCGAAUCGGACGCAUUGAGUGCAGAUGUCUUGAGGAAAGAACAUAUCUCGAGCCCGUCUUCUAAAGAGACCUCGCCGGAUCCGAAACCGUUGGCGACGUUUGAUCGCGUGCUGGUUUGUUCAGCUCCUGAGCCGGCGAAAGCGGUGCUGGCCAACCACAAGACUCGUACUUGUUCAACUCUUACUACCUCAUCUUUGUCUCCACUGUUGAACUCUGAAUUGGAUGCCGCCGACGUGCCAACCGCACUCCCCUCGGCGUCCAAGUCGAGUCAUUUUCUUCCCGACUCUCCCUGUUCUCCGUUUGGCUUUGAGUCCCUGUCCCCGGUGAGUUCACCGGAGCCGCUGCCUUCCCUGUCCGUCACCUUUGCAAUGGAUCUGGACUCUGGCUCCUCCAAGCCUCCCGAAAGUUUGCCGCUAAGCAAAGAGUCUGGCCCAUCGGUUUUUCAGUGGCAUACGGUGUUGCCUCCUGCGGAGCCCUACGUGGACCCUUCCUUUGAAGUGUUCCAGCCCGCAUCGCAGAGUCUUUCGCUGGGGUCCCCCUUGUUGCCUUCCGAAACUCCAGCCAACGAUCCGUCCCGCUCUCCCGUCCUGAUGCAUUCUGAUUCCCCGACCGUGGAUCCUCUCUCUUUUCAAGAGAGCGAACAGCCGCUGCCUUUCCCGGGAGAACUGUCUCCCCUCGCGCUGCCGUUGGCCCUGUCGCCAACGUUUUCCUCUUUGGACGGUGGCGCUUUGUCCCCGACGCCUUCCAUUGCGGACUUGGUGCACUUCUUUUCGACGGAGGAGCAUCUCGGAAUGGGAGUGGAGUUUCCCAACGCCGAUUCGCCGACCCCUCCCUGUCCGGCCGACGUUUCUGGGGAAGCCACUGCAUCGGCUCCUGUUGCGCACGUCCCGACGAUCCCAUCCCCGAAACAAUUGAAGAGCAAAAGGAAGGCUCGGCGGCGACAACACGCCGUGUCCGAUUUGGAACCGAAGACGGACGACUCGGCCUACGUGACCAUGAAGCCGAACCUGGAAGAAGUCGAGGAGCAGCUAUUUAUCUCUUUCACCUCCAAGGAGGCUCUCAAACUUCAUAUCGCUGAGCCCGAAGAGCAGGAAGCAAACAACCGGCUUGUGUCGUCGCCGGCAGAUGUUCACCCGGAGCAUCCGACGGAAGAUGGCCCCCACGAAGAGACAAUUGCUUCCUUUGAGGAAGUUCUUGUCAAAGACAUGAAGAUGAUGAAGCACCAGCAGAUCAUCCACCCGGUGCUACAGGAGGUUGGACUGAAGAUGAAUUUGCUGGACGCCAGUCUGUCCAUCGACCUGCAAUACUUGGGCGUCCGUCUGCCCAUCCCCCCUCCGGGCGUCACCGUGGAGCCCCCCGGCCAGGAGCUCCCGGCGUUACAGGGUGCUUCUGGAUCGUUUGUGUCCAGAACUGGCAAGGCUACCGAUGUGACGCAGAUUAAAGGUUGGAGAGAAAAGUUCAGCCCAUCGGAAUCCUCAGAGGCUCUUUCGCCUCCCAAGGCCGAAGCAGUGUCUGUCAGCUCGGAGCAGACCAAGAAGAACUUGUCGGCGUUCUGCAGCGACAUGCUGGAUCAGUACCUGGAGAGCGAGGCCAAGCUGAUCGACCAGCGCGUGGCCAGUUUCUCUCAGCCGCCGGCGGAUUCGCUGCCCGUCUACGAGCUUCCCACCAGCAGCAGCAGCUACGUGCGCACGCUCGGCAGCGUCCUCAAGAAGCAAAGCGCCGCCUCGCCCGCCUCGGACCUCAUCAGCGGCUUCAUCCCGCCCUCCAAGAGAGCCAAAGCCCCGUCUAGGCAGAACAAGCCCUGCAGGAAAGUUGAAAGGAAGCCAAAGAGUUCAAAGUCUUGGGCUCUUCCUGGUACUGCGGCGUCUUUCCCGCCAUUUCCCACUUUGCCGGAUGCCCCCCAGACUCCGACGCCCCUCACGGAACCUCCGAAACCAAAGCAAACUCCGCCCGCGGUCUGCCCGAUGGCGGGCGCGCCGACCCCUUCCCCCGCGCAGUCCCCUCCUCCGGAGAGGCGGAAGAGAUUCAAACGGAAGCAGUCGAACCCCGAAGCGGGUGCCGCCGACCUUUCGGGUGUCCUGAAACCGCCGAUGACCCGAGGCCUGCUGAGGCAGAAAGACCUGGAGGACGGCGCCAUGUGGGCCGGUCAUCCUCGCGUCUACAUCACGGAGGAGAGGGCCGCCAUCUCGCUGACGUCGCUUUUCACCUUGAAGGGUUUCGUGAGCGACAACCCCACCGCCCCCAUCCAGCUGUCUCGCAGGCCCGAGCCAGCCUGCCUCAACGACUUCUGCCGCCUGGGCUGCGUCUGCUCCAGCUUGGCCCACACGGCCCGAGUCAGCCACUGCGGGCGGCCGCGGUGCAUGCUGGGUUGCAGCUGCCUCAAGCAGAAGGUGGUUCUGCUCAAAAACCUGGACGGAUCCGAUUCCAGCCCCUCCAGCCACGGCAGCGGCAAAAGGAAGAAGAGGAAGAGGAUGAAAAUGGCCUACAUACUCAAGGAGGCGGAGAGCGUCUCUCAGCCCGCCGAACGCAUCCGGACGCUCUGGAAGAGGGACAGCGAGGACUGCGAACUGGAGGCCACCCACGUCCCACAAGCUUCCGCCAUGUCCUCCCGCAUCGCCUCGUCUGGAUUAUCGUCCAAGAAAGCCAAAGCCAGAAACGACGCCGGCAGCUGUGCCCGAGUGAGAAGAUUUGUGGGAAAGUCCGGAACGGCGCAGCGGAAGCCAUACAGGAAGCCCAAACGUUGCAAGAUGAAAUGUGGCAAAAAACUCCCAAGUCUGCAUCCCGAAGGAACGCCGGCCGAGCCGCCGACGUCCGACACACCGACGUCCGGCCCGCCGACGUCCGGCCCGCCGACGUCCGGCCCACCUCCGAACCUUCCGGAGGAGACGAGGGCAUCCAGACGUCUGACCAUCCUCACCGAGGGUCGCUGGACCUGCGACGAGGACCGCGAUCACGUGCUGAAGAUGCUGUGCGAGGCCAUGGCCCAGGACCGGCUGGGAAAACCCUUCCGGGCCCUGAAGUACCAGGUCAAUCCCAUCAGUCAGACGGUGGAGGACAGCGGCACCAUCCACUACAAAGUUCUCAUCAGCAGACAAGACGGAGCUCAGCAGGGCGAGCAAAGCCAACUAUCGCCGGAGGCGGAGCCUGUGGAAGCCUGGCAACGCGAGGUCACCGAGGAGGAUUUUCUGGAGGACUUGCCUCGGGAGCUUGACGAAAAUGACGCGGAGGAGGACGCGCUGGCGCAUGCUUGGAGCCAGCAGGCGGACGAGAGCCGCGGCGGCUUCCGGGUGCCUCUGCCCCUCCUGAACGGCGUCUCGGCCGCCGGCUUCCUUUCGGCCAGUAAGAAGCGACCGGGAGGCGGGGACCCCAUCCAGGUGAAUGGGAAAAUGUAUCCUCUGGCCAAGAUCCUGUUGGGCGAAAUGGGGGCCCUCCACCCGGCCAACCGCCUGGCAGCGUAUUUGACCGGCCGCGUGGCGCCCACCAGGAAGCGGCGAGUUAUUCCCGCCUUACCCGAGGCCCGGCGGAUGUCCUCUCCCUGCCACGAGCUGACUUACCCCACCGCCACGUCCACGUCCACCACCACGUCCACGCCGACUGCCGCCUUAGCGUCAAGCGCCACGUCGGCAUCCACCGCCGCCUCCACGACAACCGUCGGCUCCACGUCAGCCGCCAUUUCUCCGGCCCCCGACGCCCCCGCGCUGUCGACGGCCGCCUCCACGGCAGCCGCCACCCCCCCGGUCCCCGCGCUGGCAAGCGGCACCUCUUCGUCCGGCCCCACUCUCACUUGCUAUUUGGUCCCACCUCCUCCUCCAGGCCCCCGCGUCACGCCUCCGCGCCCGUCCCACUCGGCGGUGCCCACGCCCUCCACGGUCAAGAUGAUUCUGCGGCAGGUGCAAAGUCCGACGGGCGUCCGCUACUACCGCAGGCCGGACGGCAAACUGGUCCAGCUGAUCCCCAUCAGCCAGCUGAGGGCGGCCGCCCCCAACAAGACGGGUUCCCCCGGUGUCCUCGGAGCUCCUUCUCUGGCGGCUCCCGCCGGCCGCCUCGCCGGCCCGGUGCUCCCGAGCCCCGCCUCCGCCCUUUCCGGCUUCAAGUCGUUCACGGUGAACCGCUCUCUGCCGGUCCUCGCCGACUCCUCGUCCUUGAGUCGAGCCUACGGAAGCGCCCCAGCCUCCCGCGCACCGGAUCACCUUCCCGGCGGGCCGAGCGCCCCCGCUCCCGCCAAAGAAAGCGUCCCCGUUGUUCCCGACUUCGUCAUUUCAGAAGUCCGCAGCGCGCAAGCGCGGUCCAACCUCUCGAAUAACCCAAAAGACGCAAGCGCGCCGACCCCCGGGGGGGCUCCCGCGGAGUUGGGAGUCUCGCCCGCGCCGACUUCGUUAUCCGGAGGGCCGGAGCCCGCCCGGGACCUGGCGGACCUGGACGUGGUCUGCAUCGUGGACGACGAGGGCGACCUGCGGGCCCCCCGGCGCCCGGUCCGCACCAUCGACCUGCUGGACUCGUCCAGCGACGAGACGGAUCACUCGUCCGACUUGACGGACGAGUUCAGCGACCAGGAGAGGAGCCGCUCCGUGGAAAGUAAGCAGGUCCACAACGCUUUGGAGAGGAUGCGGCGGCACAGGAUGUCGCUGAUGGUGACCAAGUUGAAGAAAGAACUGCGGCUGGAGCGCUCGGUGUCCACCGCCGCCACGUUGCGCGAGGCCGUUCAGGAGAUCGAGGCGCUGCGGGCCAGCGAAAAGCAUCUGAGGAGGGAGAAGAUGGCGCUGAGCAGGAAGAGGAAGCGCUUGAUGGCCAUGCUCGCUCCCCCCGCAGGCGAACUCCGCCCGGAAGAAGUCGCCGAGACGAUGACGCCGCCCAAUAGAAGAAACCGCGACCUUGGGCUCUCCGCCUUGGCUUCCCCCGAGCCCCGUCCCGCGUCCCCGCCCUCCUCCGAAGCGGCCCUUCGGCGGUCAACGCCGUCUUCGGGCGACGACGUCGUAUUUGUUUCCUGCGCUCAGAAGCCGCCAAAGGAACAAGCUCCGCCUCCUCCCACCCCCGUCCCGCUCGCCCCGGCCCCUCCCUCGCUUAGAACCGCAGCUGUCAAUCAGCCAAAGUUAGCCACGCCCACCGCCUCCCCCUCGCCGCCAGUGAUGAGGAAUCGAUCCAAGACGGUGCCCAAUAUCCUGUCUCGGUGCAAGAGCCUCCCCCCCGUGCCCGCGGCGACUGGCGACCCCGACGGCUUCCGGGCCAUCCUGCCCGCUGAGCUUCUCUCGGUGGUGGGGGGCGCCUUUCCGGGGCAACCCUUCCUGACUCUCACCCCGCUAAUGACGGAUUACACGCCACCGCCCGCGUCUUCUUCAGCGACAACAGUCGAUGCCCCGAACAGCUCGUUCCCGUUGACUCCUGCCGCGACGCCGCUGCCGGCGCCGCUACCCGAGUCUCCGUCCCCCACAUCGUCCUCCAUUCUGCCUGCCGUCAGCCCGACGGUAUCGCGGUCGGCGUCGCCUUUGGAGCGUCAACCCGCCCCCAAGGAAGAGGCUACGGGGCUCAACGGCCACGCGCUGGCCCCUCCCCCGCUGCUGCACAUGAAAGCGGGCGGGGGUCCGGCGGAUUGCCCGCCCCCCGCCCAGCCGCCGGCACCGCAGACGACGCCGGCGGCGGAGGGCGUGUCGUGGCGGCCCAUGCCCAGGUUGGUCCCGCUGGGCCUGCGAGGGGCCCCGCCCACGUGAGGACCGCCACAGCAGUUGACUUUGAAACCUCUCAAUGAAACUUUUGUUUAUCCCCGAAUUUUUUAUUUUUCUACGUUGUCAUUGCAUCAGAGACAUCUGCAACACUAAUUUAAAUAAAGUCCGAGCACAUCUGUUUUA